CGCCGCCUCGGUGCCUCCUCGCUUCGAAGUGUUCGUGCGAAGGCGACCCUCCCUCCUUCGCUCCUUCCGCGCCGCCUCCCGGCCGUCGCCGCCAUGGUGAAGUACUCGCAGGAGCCGGGCAACCCUACCAAGUCGGCUAAGGCCAUGGGCAGGGAUCUGAGGGUCCACUUCAAGAACACAAGGGAGACAGCCUUUGCGCUUCGCAAGUUGUCUUUGACCAAGGCUAAGCGAUACCUUGAGGAUGUUAUUGCUCACAAGCAGGCAAUUCCCUUCCGGAGAUACUGUGGGGGUGUUGGUCGCACCGCGCAAGCUAAGUCGCGCCACUCCAAUGGGCAGGGCCGCUGGCCCGUUAAAUCAGCCAGGUUCAUCCUGGAUUUGCUGAAGAAUGCUGAGAGUAACGCUGAUGUGAAAGGCUUGGAUGUGGACAACCUCUAUGUUUCACACAUCCAGGUGAAUCAAGCCCAGAAGCAGAGGCGCCGCACCUACCGUGCUCACGGGCGCAUCAAUCCCUACAUGUCCUCACCUUGCCACAUUGAGCUGAUCUUGUCAGAGAAGGAAGAGCCUGUGAAGAAAGAGGCUGACAACAUUGUCGCAGCAAGGAAGCAGUGAAGUAUAUCAGCAUGCUGAUCGAGGCCAUUUUGUCGAAGUAUUAUAGCCGUAGCUCUUUUAUGUACCUUUUCAGGCAGCCUUGCCUCUCGAGACGUUUCCGGCACCGAUGUUUUAAAUCUGGAUUAUCUAUGUUCUGUACUGAACUACUGUGUUGGACUGUAAGUUCAGCUCGUAAUACAAUAGCUCUUAAGAUAUCUGGGCACUUAAUCUGCAUGGACUAAUUUGGUUUACUUAGGGUCUUUGGUUUUAAGAAUAAGCUAGUCCAUCAUCUUCUCACUCAUCUUUUUUGUUUGGUUUGUGGAAUGAAAUGAGUUUGAUC
Molecule: messenger RNA, 928 nt
Organism: Zea mays
Lineage: Eukaryota; Viridiplantae; Streptophyta; Magnoliopsida; Poales; Poaceae
Product: 60S ribosomal protein L17
Exons: 7
Coding region: 94-609 (171 amino acids)
Biological process (GO): cytoplasmic translation
Cellular component (GO): ribosome; cytosolic large ribosomal subunit
Molecular function (GO): structural constituent of ribosome
Source: RefSeq, marked provisional